AAUCAAUGAGCUAUUAAUGUAUUGUUAUUUUGAAGUCCUUAACUGCAUAAAACCCCAUCAAUUUCAACCUUUUUCAUAACAAUCCUUCUUCUAUGAUUCUCUCUCAUAAUGGGCUCAGAAAUCGAGAAUCCAACGAACACCCAACAACCUCAUAACCAACACAAUCCUAACAUCGCUUCAACCCAAAAUCACGGUUACGAAUCGGUUACCAACAAAAGUGAAAGCACUUACCGUUGUGGCGGUGAUGACGUCCGCAGUGACAGCCGAGUAACGUUAGUCCACCCUCACUCCCUCCUUCCCAUGCCAGUCCCGCCGCAGAAUUUCCAAUCAAACCAAAACGACGUCGCUCUGCCCACCUUCUCCGUCGGAAGCUUCUUCCGCCAGCGGAGCAGCGACCUCUCCGCUGCGAUCGUGAAGCGCGUCUCCUCGCUCCGCGAGUCUGUGGAGGAGGAUAACGACGGCGAGGGCGAGAAACAAGGAGUGACGGAGUUUAAUCUCUCCGGGGUGAAGGUUGUGGUGACGGCCAAGCCAGAGGAGGAGGAGGCGUCGUUGAGAGGACGCAUAAGCUUCUUCUCUCGGUCCAAUUGCCGAGACUGCACCGCGGUGCGGAGGUUCUUCAGGGAGAAAGGACUGAGGUUCGUGGAGAUAAACGUGGACGUGUUCAGCGAGAGGGAGAGGGAGCUGCGCGAGAGGACGGGGACUGGUUCUGUGCCGCAGAUUUUCUUCAACGAGAAGCUGAUCGGAGGUCUGGUGGCGCUGAACUCGCUGCGGAACAGCGGGGAGUUCGACCGAAGAGUGGCGGAGAUUCUCGGCGGGAAGGCGGCAGAUGGGAACGCGCCGUGGCCGCCGGCGUACGGGUUUGAUUGUGCAGAGGAGGAUCGCGAGGACGAGAUGGUUGGAGUGGUUAGGGUUCUGCGGCUGAGGUUGCCGAUUCAGGACAGGUUGCGCAGGAUGAAAAUGGUUAACAACUGCUUCGAAGGAAACGACUUGGUGGAGGCGCUGAUUCAGCACUUCCACUGCGCGCGUAACGAGGUACGUUUUUCCUUCGUACACCCUAUGCCUACGUAUUUCUUUUUCUUUUUUUUUUUGUAUUUUUCCAUUUUUCAUCGCUCAACUGGUAUAUGGUAUUGGUAUUCUCAUUGUAUACGACAAUAUUUUUGAAUAUUUAACAGUCACGGUAUCACUCUUAAUCGAUUUGUUACCAACAAAUUUUUUGGUAG
Messenger RNA from Vigna umbellata (rice bean), 1220 nucleotides. NCBI's taxonomy places the organism in Eukaryota, Viridiplantae, Streptophyta, Magnoliopsida, Fabales, Fabaceae. The record is from RefSeq and is a predicted model, not a curated record.